Osmerus eperlanus (European smelt) is the source of this 7162-nucleotide messenger RNA. RefSeq names its product MAX dimerization protein MGA a (gene mgaa). Gene Ontology annotation, molecular function: protein dimerization activity. The record is from RefSeq and is a predicted model, not a curated record. Bases 1 to 6021 code for a protein of 2006 amino acids. NCBI's taxonomy places the organism in Eukaryota, Metazoa, Chordata, Actinopteri, Osmeriformes, Osmeridae. The transcript is spliced from 24 exons.
AUGGGUGUAGCAGCAGAUGUGAACCUGCAGCCCAACCUGGAGGAGGUUGAGGAACAGCUCUUUGUCUCUUUCACCUCAAAGUUAGUAAAGAAAACAGUACUCCUAAAUAUAGGCAUCUUACCAUUUCAGGAAGCCCUUGAAAUCCACCUCGGAGACACCACCCAAGAAGUUGUACCUCAGAAAACCUUUGAGCCAGUUGGAGUAACAGAAACCCUAGAGGAAAGAAUAGCAACACUAGAGGAGGUCCUUCUAAAGGAUUUAAAACUAAUGAAACAUCGACAGGUCAUACACCCUGUAUUGCAAGAAGUUGGCUUGAAGAUGAGCUUGCUGGAUCCAAAACUGUCCAUAGACCUGCAGUAUCUGGGUGUUCAUCUGCCCAUUCCUCAAUACUCUAACAUUCCAGGACAGAGCUCUGAAGCACCCUCUCCAAGUGGUUCAGCUGUUUUUGUAUCCAGAACGGGAAAGACUAAAGACGUCACCCAAAUUAAAGGCUGGAGAGAGAAGUUUGCUCCUUCAGAGUCCUCAGAGUCCUCAUCAUCAUCAUCCUUCAAGCCUGAUGUUGUUCCAAGCUCAGAUGGAACAACAUCAAAGAACCUGUCAGCCUUCUGCAGUGACAUGUUGGAUGAGUACCUCGCCAAUGAGGGCAAACUGAUCGAUGAGCGUGCCGCAAGUUUUUCCCAGACAGUGGUAAACCCUGUGACCUAUGAGCUUCCCACCAAGAGCACCAGCUAUGUCCGCACCCUCGACAGUGUCCUGAAGAAACAAACACAAGGACCCACUUCUUCUAUCAUCUCUGACUUCAUCCCUCCAUCUAAAAGACCCAAACUGCCCCCUCUAGGUCCCAGAAAUCAGAGAAGAACUAAAAAGGGACAAAUGCAAGAUUCCAAGGAAAACAAAACAAAAAUGUUAACUACUUCCACAACAACAACAUCAGCACCAAAACAUCCACCUAAAUCUGCACCAAAACCUGUGCAGACCUCUGGUUCCAUUGUGUCACAAUCAGAACACACAGCUCCCUUCACCCCAAAUCCAAAAGAUACAGUCCAAAAAAAGAGGAAGAAAAAAUCCAAGGUCUCAGAAGGACCUCCAGGAUCCUCUGCUGACAUGGCUCCCUUGGAAUCAGACUCUGAGCUGGGGCCUGCUGCAAACACCAUUCCCAACUCCAGCACCGUCAUCACCAAGACAAUGCUGAAGCUGAAGGACCUGGAGGACGGCGUUGUGUGGGAAGGCAGACACCGUACAUGCAUCACUGAAGAGAGGGCGGAGAUUGCUCUUUCAUCUCUCUUCACCUUGGCGGGCUUUGUGUGUGAGAACCCUACAGCUCCUGUCAGGAUCAUUAAGUGUCGUGCUCCUCCCUGCCUGAACGUUUUCUGCCGUCUUGGCUGUGUGUGCUCCAGCCUGACCCGAAAGAAGCAAAUCACGCACUGUGCCAAGACAGAGUGCAUAUUUGGCUGCAGCUGUUUCCGCCAGAAAGUAGUACUGUUAAAGAACCUAGAGGGGCCAGACUCCAGUGCCUCAGAUGACGGCUCAUCCCGGAAAAGGAGAAAGAGAAGGAUGAGGAUGGCGUACACGCUCAAAGAGGCAGAGAUGUCGGCGGUAUCCCAGCCUGCAUGUUAUGUGGGAACCCUGUGGAAGCCAAGAGAGGGAGAGAUUGACCCGGAGCCACUGCACGAGCCGGCAUCUUUUAACCUCUCUUCUCCGUCAUCACUCUGUAACUCUAAAGAUGAGCAUAUGACAUGUGCCAGGGUGCGAGCUUUUCAAGCCCGGAACAAGGAAGAAUUCAACCAGCCAACUCAGAAAGACAAUGUGUCUCAGCCUCAAUCAACUGACUCAGUAUCAGUAAACUGCUCCAAGACAGCAGCACUAAAGCCCCCCUUGGACCCCCUACCCAGCACAGAGCCGUCCAAGCGCCUUGAGGUUGUGUCAGAAUGCCGGUGGAAGAACCGUAGAGACAGGAACCAUGUGCUGAGGGUGGUGUGUGAGCGAAUGGCCCAGGACCGCCUCAACAGUCCCUUCAGGGUAAAAGGUUACCUGGUCCGCCCGCUAACCCAGAACCUGGUGCUAGAGGGGCAGGACUGUACUUUCGCCUACAAGGUCCACAUCUCCCAAGUGGCACAACCCUCCAGUGGGAUACAUGCAGAGGAGAAGGAGGGUCAGGAAGGGGAGGAUGGUAUGGAAGACUGGCAGAGGGAGUUAGAGGAUGACUUUCAGGAGGAAUUGGAGGACGAGGUGGAGAAGAAGAUGGAGGUGGAGUGGAGGAAGAGUGAGCUGGAAUCGAAGGAGGAAAAUAAAAAGAGUCUGAAGUAUCAGGGUCUGCCUUUCCUCACAGGAAUCUCCCCAGCAGGCAUACUGACAGCCAAUAAGAAGCAGCCGGGUGGUUCAGAAAAGGAUCUAGUCCAGGUAAAUGGUCGAUCGUACCCCCAUGCAAAGAUCCAGCUGGGGAAUAUGGGUGCCAUUCAUCCUGCCAACAGAUUGGCAGCCUACCUCACUGGCAGGCUAUCCCAUGCAAGCCAAGAGCAGGUUAAAUUAACCUAUUCCUCCUCCACCACCAAUCCAACCAUCGCCUACAACUCAAAAACACAGAAGCAACCCUCAGCAGUGGGAAUCUCUGCUCCUCAGCAAACCCUGUCUGCAGCCACCUCUUCCAACACCUCUGUGACCACAUCAGACGUUGACGCUGUGUCAGUCCAGAAGACGGUGGUGUCUGUUUCAAACACAGCCCCAGGAGGAGUGGGAGCCCCGCAGCCCACUAUGCUGAUUAUCCCUGUCCCUGGGACCAACAACGUGUUCAAGAUGCCCUGCCCGACCUCCCAGCCCCUGGCACCCAUCACGCCUGGCCAGAGGAUGUUGCUCCAGCCUAUCUGCUCCACCAAGGGGACCACCGUCUACCGCAACCCAGAAGGAAAGCUCAUUCAGCUGGUUCCCCUCAGUCAGCUGCAGGCCCUCAACCCAAACCUGGUGGUGCAGAAAGCUGUUCCGCUUGCUUCUGCCCAGCCAGUGUUAUCUACCUCAGUAUCCUCGCCUGCCUCUCUACCUAACAAGACUUUCUCUAGUGGCCAGGUCCUAAAACCUGUACCUCCAGGGCCCUCCUCCACUGUCACACACACCCCUCCCUCAGUACAUACCGCCACCAAGGCCUCUCCCAACGUCACUGUCCUAUCCAGCUCUAAGUCAGUCACUCUCCAUUGUAUAACUUGUCCCAGUUCAGCAGCUGGUAACAUUGCUGGAAAUGCCCCCCCUCCGGAUUUCGUAGGUCAAAAGGACACGUGCACUUUUAAAAUCCUUCCUCCCUUAAGAAAGAAAAAAAGCCAGGGCUUUAUUAAAUCUGGAACUGGCUCGAUUACAAUCCUAAAACCCCUUCCAACCCUGGUCCCUCUUUCAGUCAAAUCCCCUGGAAGUCAGGUCAAGGUCACAGAGACUGCAGUAAAAAACAACUUGAUUACAUCCACCACUACAUCAACACGUCCCUCCUCCACUUCCUCAUCAGAUGCCAUUCUGGGAGAGGGGAGAGUGUACAGUCCCACCUAUAUCAGCCCUAAGUCUACUGAUUCUCCCCAAAUCCCUGUAACCUCCAUAAAUCCCCCUGUGCCCUCCCAGAAGGUGUCUCUCACUCAGACCCCCCAAACGUCCUCAGUCACUGAGCCAAGCUCCGGUAUGAUAGGCCAGGACGUUGUCUGUCGAAGGGAGGAAAAUAAUAAAGAGCCAGGAAAGAGGGUUGAAGAUGGCGGGAGGCUGGAUAUUUCUGAGGCAAGGCACUCACUAGGGGAGGAGAAGGAAGUGGAUGUGGUAGAGCUGGACAGUGACUCAGCGACGGACACGGACUCUGAGGAGGAUACAGAAGAGACUGAAGAUUCAGAGGUUGACAACAAUGCAUGUCCCCUGAAAGUUGUUGAUAAGAAGAUUUUGCACAAUGUCUUGGAGAGAUUGCGUCGUGGGGACUUAAAGCAACGCUUUAAGCAGCUGAGGGAAGCACUGGAGCUGGAUGAAAAAUCCCCCAAGAUCCACAUCUUGAACCAGGCAAAAAGGGAAAUUAAGAUCCUGCAGAGGAUGAACAAAAGUCUGAAGAAGGAGCAGGCCUCCUUGGCCAAUCGGAGAGCAGAGUGUUUCCAAAUCAUGGACCAGUUGACAGCCAAGAGUGGAGAUAAAGAGGAACAGGCCACCGGGGCAGUAGGAACCCAGAGGCAGCACUUCCUGGAGGACUCAGAGAAAGUGCCCUCAUUGGUCAAUGAUGCGACUGAAGUGGUGAGCAUGUUGGCUGACACAGAAGAAGAAACGGACAACUCCUCAGAUGAGCAACCAUCUGGACAGACUGGCAUCAUCAAUGUCACCAGCGAUGAAGGUGAAGAGGAAUGGGAGUCUGUGGAUUCAAAGACUAUGCAAGAGAAUGUAGAUGUAUCAACGUCAGCUGGCCCGCCGCAACCGAACAACAACGCAACGUGUUCUACAGAAGAAAACAUGAAAAAGAAUAAAGACAAAAUUGGCACUGCCAAGCAGAGUCGAGAAAGGUACACGACACAGUACAAAACUUUGACAGAGAUGCUGGACAUCAAAAGAAGAAAGUCUACGGGCUUUGUCCUUAAUCAGGCCUGUAGGGAAAUCAGAGACCUGAGUGACAAGUGUAAGAUUCUGGAGAGGCUGAAGGCUGCUCAGACACAGACCAGGACGGACUACAUCCUCAAGGUCUCCCAACUCACAGGUAAGAAGGAGGAGAGGAUCCUGUGGAAAGUACAGGAAAUCUCCACGAUGCAGAAGGAGGACCAAAGAAGAAGAGUUAAAGAGAAUGAGAGAAGAAAGGCUGUCCUAGCAAAGAGGGCUGUCCUCCAGCCUCCCGCCCAGCUCAGCAACAGACCAAGAACUGUCCCUAACAUCCUGUCUCGUGGGAAGAAACCUCCCUCUGCCACGAAGCCCAUGGAAGGCGGGUCUCCAUACUUCCACACAGACCUGCUUCCCACUGGGCUGCUGGUGAUCCCAGGUCAGCAGGUCAUCACAAUGGCACCCCUUCAGCCUAUAGGCUCCUCCCUGCUUCAACCAGUCAGUCUGUCAGGGCUGGGCCUGCACCCUUCCCCUACACCAGGUGUGGCUUCAGUCACAAUCAGCAUCCCAUCCCUGUCACAGCAAGUCAAAGCCCCCCCCCUCUCCCUCAACCCACCUGGUAAUGUAGAUUAUAGGAUAUCUUUGGCUGCACAACAACCCGAGGUCUUGACACAAAACAUUGGCCAGGCCCCUGGGGCUCCUGGCCCUGCCUCCAUGGCCCAGAGCAGUGCUCUAACGGUGCAGGGGGUGGGGCUACACGCAGAGAACGUAAGGUUCUUGGAUGAGGGGAUUGAUUCUGCAGACUGUGUAGAGAUGAAGGAUGCUAAACAGGCUUCCGUCUCUGGGGAUGAUGCUGAUAGCGGUGAUGACGUUGAUAGUGAGGAUGAGAGUCUGACAACUCUGCUUAAUGAAAUUGUGUUCCUCAACCAGCAGAUCAGUAGUGAGGACCCCGACAUGCCACCAGAGCUCCCUAGCUUACCCCCCCCUGUGUCAGGGACGGGUAGGGGGCCACAGAAAGAGAGGGAGGCAAUGGGAGAGGGGGAUGACGAGCGCUCCCUCAGCCCCAUGUUCCUCAGUCUGGAUGAGGACAUGACUGGAUCUCAAGGGGACAUUAAGUCAUCCAGCAGUCUAUCACAGCCACCGGGACAGUCACUUGUUCUGGAACUUGACCAUCACCCAGGGAAACUGUCCAACAGUAGGUCAGGUUCUGUGUUGGAUUCUGUUUCCAAUUCCAUGUUGGGUUCUGGGCACGGCUCUGGUCCAGCUGAAAACGGACACAGCCAGGAGCAAAGCCCACUUCCACCUCCUCUUGGAACCACUAAAGGAGGUACCUUGACUCCACCCCCUUUGCUGCAGAUGAAAGUGGGGGGUGUGGCUAUAGUGGCGGACACGAAUGUCAGAGCAGAGGAAAAGCAGGAGUCAGAGAUUGCCUGGAGACCAAUGCCCAGACUGGCUCCUUUGGGCUUGAAGACCAAUCCACAAUCCUAGCAUCUCCUCAACUAGCUCCCAGCUACAAAUACACUACCAGCACUAUUCCACUGAACGCUAAACACACAUCCAACAGCCAUGAUGCCCUCCCAGAAUGGUUUUUAUGUUAAGCUUGGUUUGGUUUGCCUAAAUAUCAAAAUAGUAAUUUCAGGUUCAUUUCUACUUAUUCUAGUUCUCAAGACUUGUUCAGACAUUUAAAGCAGCCAGGGAGAACAAUAGACAGUAAAGGUUGCAUAAUGUCAGUGUUAAUACUGCAACUAGCAUCUCCUCAGCCCCCUAAUCAGAAAGCAGAGCUGUUGUAUACAAAUUGUACUUCAUAAAUGCAAAAGACCGGGCUUCUGGUUCCACACACUCUUAUCUCUUAAUGGGAUCUGUAUUUUAUCUUUCCCCUGUUUUAAAGAGGAGAUAGGAGAGAGAUGUAAUGACUCAUGGGCUAUAUGAACUUUCAUGAAAACCUGUACAGUAUUGUUCUGCCUCGUUCUAUCAAAGGAACCUACAGUUGUUGAUAGUACUAUGUUCUUGACUGUUUCAAAGGGUCCCUCCAUGUUUCAAAAGCUCAUAUUUGAAGAAAAAAUCAUGUAAGAGCGAUUAGGAACAUUUCAACUGCUUUCCCUCCCCACGACCACCCAAAGAAUAGGACAACCUUAAGAUUUAAAGAUGCUUAAACUUGACCCACAUAUAAUUGUGCUCUUUAUCACCAAACUGUGGUAUGUUUUUGGCCCUUCAGAUCAGUGAUCUUUACUACUGACCAUUUACCUGCCCACUGGUGUGUGAGGAACGUGACCAGACAUUCAAAAACAAAAGCAUGGAAGGUCACUUAAAUGUUCAGAAUCGCCAGGGAUUGUAUUAAGUACAAGAGACGGGUUUACCGUAAUCUUGUUCUCAUUUGGCGCUGCUAAAAGGAUUAUACAAGGUGUAACACUAAAAGCCUCUGGUUAUUCAUCAAGUUACACCCUGACAUGUGACAACGGUUUUAUAUUAGCCUCAGUAUGGGAUUAUACUUUACCUAUACUGUAUGUCCUGGUGGUAAGCUCAUUGUGUUUUUAACAUUUUAUUUUGUAAAAGCAAUAUUUUUGUAUGUUGUGUAAAUAAGUUAUCAGUGUUGUCAAAAGGAGACCUUGCAAUAAAAUAUAUUAAAGUU